UUGUCUUUGUUUGACAACUGCCCUGUCCAGCUGCUGGUUACUGGGGAUUCAUCAGUGUUGAUAAAUCGCUCCUCUGCAUAUCCAUAGCCAGGUGACCAUUCUCUAUACGGACUGACUGUAGAGACUGUUUUGGCCCCAGCCCUGGUUUGUUGGCAAAGGGCCUUCGCUUUACUACGUUAGGCCUGGCAGACGAAGGCUUUCUUACUUGCUCCCGGUGUGGAACCUGAAUACAACCCCUAACGAGAAACUCCAAGCGUGCACUGGGCAGAAGGCUGGGCAGAAGGGCACAAGAGAUUGAGCCAAGCUCCUUCUACAUCCAAGACAAAGAAGCCCACCCCAUCUACGACAACACCAUGGAGUUGGGAAUAGUGCUAACCAUCACCUGGUGGGCCACAGGACUCGUCAUCAUCAGCCUUAACCUGGCCGUGCUCUGGGGAAUCUUUCGAUCGCAGAAGCUCCGCACGGCUCACGACAUCUUCAUGGCGAACGUGGCGACGUCCGACCUCCUAACCGGCAUCGGAGUCCUGUAUCGAGUAGAAAGCCAGGCGGAAGAGGACAAAGUGGACAGUAGGAAGAUUAGUUCGACUGUUCUGAUGUAUAGUCAAGUGAUGUGUGCAGCAGCUCUAGCAUUGAUGUCACUAAACUCGUACAUUGCUGUCAGGUACCCCAUCUUCUUCCAGAGUCAUAUUCACCAUGCCAAACGUAAUGCAGUUCUAGCUGUUAUAUCUCCAUGGCUUGUUCUGUCCUUAUUUGUUUUCUCUCCUAGUAUGGGUUGGAACUGUAUAGAUACGCCCGCACCAGGCUGCACUAGCUUUUUCUACCCUGCAUACUUUGGUAUUUUAGGCACUGUUAUUCUCUUCCUAGCCGGUAUUAUGUUGUUCUGUACCAUCAGUUUAUUUGUUAUCAUAAAACGGCGAGAAAAAAGAAGGCUUGAGCUUCAACACAACAGUUCAGGGCAAAAUCAGCCUCACAACAAAGCGGCACAGCGACAGUACAAAGAAAGGGUGUACAAGGCAGGUACGGUUAUGAUUCACGUGGUGGUAGCCUUUGUCUUUUGGCUCUUUCCUAUUGCGUUCUCGUUUGUUUGCCUGAGUGUGCACGAAUGUGCUGCUUCAAUCUGGCUGUUGAUGCUAUUUCUUGUGAUGACGUGGAAUUCAGCCAUCAACCCGGUAGCAAGUAUCGUACGCAUGCCGGAGUUGAGGAAAGGACUCUGGCAGAGCGUUAUGGCUAUCCCUGGAGCUUUUGUUGCCAUGAGAGGGGGUAACAAUGUAGAUGCAAAAGAUGGACCGGGAAACGCCUCACAAAAAAGUGUCACUGAUAGAAUUGACCAAAACAUACUGGAGCCAGAGUCCACCACAGUUUACAGUGUAACAGUCAGACAGGGCGGGGUAAGUCCAAGAAUGGCUUCACCCAAACCAAAGAGCUCAAAUCUUCCCAUGGUAGUGGACUGAUGUCACCAUUGCUUUGUGCAGUGAA
Branchiostoma belcheri (Belcher's lancelet) is the source of this 1476-nucleotide messenger RNA. RefSeq names its product G-protein coupled receptor 6-like. Gene Ontology annotation, molecular function: G protein-coupled receptor activity. The transcript has a single exon. NCBI's taxonomy places the organism in Eukaryota, Metazoa, Chordata, Leptocardii, Amphioxiformes, Branchiostomatidae. Gene Ontology annotation, cellular component: membrane. The record is from RefSeq and is a predicted model, not a curated record. Bases 354 to 1451 code for a protein of 365 amino acids. Gene Ontology annotation, biological process: G protein-coupled receptor signaling pathway.